Messenger RNA from Syngnathus acus (greater pipefish), 1352 nucleotides. RefSeq names its product mediator complex subunit 20 (gene med20). Gene Ontology annotation, molecular function: transcription coactivator activity. The transcript is spliced from 4 exons. Gene Ontology annotation, cellular component: mediator complex. The record is from RefSeq and is a predicted model, not a curated record. NCBI's taxonomy places the organism in Eukaryota, Metazoa, Chordata, Actinopteri, Syngnathiformes, Syngnathidae. Gene Ontology annotation, biological process: regulation of transcription by RNA polymerase II. Bases 1 to 636 code for a protein of 211 amino acids.
AUGGGAGUUACUUGUGUGUGCCAGGUGCCGGUGGCAGAGGGGAAGAGUGUGCAGCAGACUGUGGACAUGGUGCACAAGAAACUAGAGCAGCUGGGAGCUGUGAAACAGGGCAGCUUCUGUGUCGACUGUGAGACGUACCAUGCGACUGGAAGUGUCAGCGGUCAGCCUUCCAAGCUCUUAUAUGUGAUGCACAACUCAGAAACCCCCCUAAGUUGCAUGGCUCUAUUUGAGAACGGACCCUGCCUGGUAGCAGACGGCAACUUUGACGUUCUCAUGGUGAAGCUAAAGAGCCACUUCCAGAACGCCAAGGGCCACAAAGUAGAAUGCCGAGGCUCACGAUACCGCUACUGCGACUUUCUCAUCAAAGUUGGCACAGUGACCAUGAGCUCGAGUGCCAGAGGAAUAUCAGUAGAGGUGGAAUAUUGUCCCUGUGUGGUUCCUGGGGACUGCUGGAAUCUAAUGAAGGAGUUCAUGCAAUCAUUCCUGGGCCCCAGCGUCCCAGAGCUGCCAUCUGCGUUUGCUGCUAAGCCUGAAGGCAUCUUUGCACCAGCCGACUGCGUUGACACCAUGACGCAGUACCUGGAGUUGUUCAACAAGCUGCGGAAACUGCAAAUUCAAGGGAAUAAUGUGCGUUGAAUUGCCGAUCCUAAGGGAGAAAGCAUGUUUUGUUAUAUUCCUAAAAAUGUUCAUCAAUUCUGGUCCUGUGGAUCAAGAUGCUAUUCUGGUGUCUAAGAAGGCCUGAUCUUUUAUUUUCAUUGCUCUAGCCUUUUGGUGGACAUGUCUUGUAUUAAAAAAAGACUUGUGAAGAAAAAAAAAAAUCUAAACUUUGAAAUAGUUUUGUAUUCAGUUAUUCUUUUACAAUAAGACACUAUAGCUAAAGACUGAAUACUAAUUUGAUAAUAGGGUGGAGGCGGGAGAGUUGGGGUUGAUAUUGUACAUACGAUGUAUUCAACUAGUAAAAAUGCUUCAAUGCAAAGACACUGAUACCAUUUUACCAGCCUGACUUUAACCCUCCAGGCUGGUGGAUUCAAAGCCAUGUGGUAUAUUAGUAACGUGGAUAAUCAGUACCAUGGACAACAAUAAAUGUAUAAGGAUGAUAAACUAUGCUUGGGGCAGUAAUAGGGUUGGGAAGUCGCAGAGACUGGGUGGCCGAGAGUCUUUCUUCAAGCGCCAUUUGCCACUCCGCAUGGCUCGGCUCUGGCGGUCAAAAACCCGCAGUGAAAGGCCUUGGCCUGCAGACCCUCCCCCACCCAAACGUCACUUAAGUUUUCCUGCAACCAUUUUGCUACAGCUGCAAUUAAGGGAAAUGUGUGGAAAGACUUAAUAAAUCAUGCAUUUGGGUGUUAAAAUUA